CUGUGCUGCGUGACUCCUAUGACAUGGCUGCCUUGCUGAUCAACUAUGGAGCAGAUGUCAAUCUGCGUUGUGCCAACGAGAGGACAGCUCUCCACGAAGCAGCCAAACUGGGCAGAGAGGACAUGGUGAAGCUUAUGCUGGUUUCUGGGGCACACCCUGACCCACAGAGCACGUAUGGAUUCACUCCUCUUGCUCUUGCUGCCCAAAGUGGACACACUGAAAUCAUGGAAAUGUUACUGCGGAAAGGAGCUAAUGCUCAUGGUCAGGCCUCUGAUUCUUCUUCCAUCUUACUUGAAGCCGCAAGUGGAGGAAAUCCAGAUGCUGUGGCUCUCUUGCUGGAGUAUGGAGCUGAUGCCAACAUCCCUAAGAAUUCAGGCCACCUGCCCAUCCACGUGGCAGCUGACAGGGGCCACUUACUAGCUCUAAAGAUACUGAUUCCAGUUACGGAUCUUGCUGCCAUUAAGCAGAGUGGGAUCAGUCCAGUUCACUGCGCAGCAGCAGGAGCACAUCCUCAGUGCCUGGAACUCCUCAUCCAGGCUGGAUUUGAUGUGAACUUCAUGCUGGAUCAGAGAAUUAACAAACACUACGAUGACCACAGGAAGUCAGCUUUGUAUUUUGCUGUAUCAAACAGUGACCUCUCUUCAGUCAAGCUGCUUCUGAGUGCUGGAGCUCUGCCUAAUCAAGACCCAGUUAACUGCCUCCAGAUAGCCCUCAGGAUGGGCAACUAUGAGCUGAUCAGUCUGCUGCUAAGGCAUGGGGCCAAUGUCAAUUACUUCUGCAGAGUUAACCCUUUACAUUUUCCAUCAGCACUGCAAUACACUCUGAAAGAUGAAGUCAUGCUCAGGAUGCUGCUGAACUAUGGGUAUGACACAGAGCGAUGUUUUGAUUGCCCACAUGGAGACAAAGUCCAUCCUUCCUAUACUGUUGAAGGCUGGACAUCUACAGUUAUCAAAGAUACUAAGUUCUGUGAAGUAAUAACUUUGUCAUGGCUGCAACAUCUCUCUGGAAAGGUUGUUCGAGUGAUGCUUGAUUAUGUUGAUCAAGUUCGGAUCUGUUCAAAGUUGAAAGCUGUGCUCCAAAAACAGGGGAUCUGGUCAGAAAUACAUUUUAUCUUAACAAACCCUCGCUCCCUAAAACACUUGUGCCGCCUAAAGAUCCGGAAAUGCAUGGGACGGUUACAUUUGCGCUGCCCUGUCUUCAUGUCAUUUCUUCCAUUACCCAAUCGUCUAAAAGCAUAUGUCCUUUACAAAGAAUACGACCUUUAUGGACAAGGAAUUUUUACAGGAACCUGGUAAUCAAACCAUUCUAAUGGAAAAGGUACAAUUUUGCAGCUGUAUUCCUUAAAGUUUCACUUAUGUAUGAUUCAUAUUUUUUGCUUUACCCACCAACUAAAAUCUCAAUGCAGUCUAAGUCCUUUAAAAAGUAGCUCUGCUUGGGAGGCUGAGGCAGGAGGACUGCUUCACCUUGGGAGGUCAAGGCUGCAGUGAGCUGUGAUCACGCCACUGC
Nomascus leucogenys (northern white-cheeked gibbon) is the source of this 1506-nucleotide messenger RNA. It is a transcript of the gene ASB14, whose product is annotated as ankyrin repeat and SOCS box containing 14. The record is from RefSeq and is a predicted model, not a curated record. NCBI's taxonomy places the organism in Eukaryota, Metazoa, Chordata, Mammalia, Primates, Hylobatidae. Gene Ontology annotation, cellular component: cytoplasm. Gene Ontology annotation, molecular function: protein binding. Gene Ontology annotation, biological process: intracellular signal transduction.